Molecule: messenger RNA, 1534 nt
Organism: Impatiens glandulifera
Lineage: Eukaryota; Viridiplantae; Streptophyta; Magnoliopsida; Ericales; Balsaminaceae
Product: proline dehydrogenase 2, mitochondrial-like
Exons: 2
Coding region: 24-1502 (492 amino acids)
Cellular component (GO): mitochondrion
Molecular function (GO): FAD binding; proline dehydrogenase activity
Source: RefSeq, a predicted model, not a curated record
ACUUCUUUCUUGUUUGCUUUGCAAUGGCAAAGCGUCUUCCCUCCACAAUUCUUCAAAGCCUCUCCUCUCGUUUCCUUAACUCCUCCUCAUCCUCCUCCUCAGCCGCCGUUUCUCCCCACCUCCUCCUCAAUCUCGACGACCCAAAACCACAAUUUAUCCAUCUCCAUGACGUUCGCGCGCUUUUCUCAACCGUAUCCACGCCUAAGCUUCUCCGUUCCUUCCUUAGCCUCCACGCCUCUUCCAUCGGCCCCAUGGUCGAUGUCGGCACAUGGGUUAUGAACUCCAGCCUAUUGGAAAUCCCUCUUUUACGGCAGGCCACCUUGGCUGCUGUCAAGCACACAGUUUUCCAACACUUUUGCGCAGGGGAGACCCCCCAAGAAGCCGGCAACACGGCAGCAAGGCUUUGGGAGGAUACCGGAAUCACAGGUAUGCUCGUCUACGGGCUAGAACACGCCACAGACAAUCCAUGGUGUGAUCGGAAUUUGCAGGGUUUCUUGCAAACGGUCGAAUCGGCCAAGUCUCUUCCACCAUCUUCGGUAAGCUUCGUAGUUGUGAAGAUCACGGCAAUAUGCCCAAUGGACUUGCUGAAGAGAGUGAGCGAUCACCUGAGAUGGCAGCACAGGGAUCCAUCUCAUGUACACCUACUCCCAUGGAAACGCGAUACCCUCCCAAUCUUUGCAGACUCCAGCCCUUUAUACCACACCCAAAUAGCCCCACACCCCUUGACUCUAGAAGAGGAGCAAAAUCUAGAAUUAGCCCAUCAAAGACUCCAAAAACUCUACCUAUCAUGCCGCCAAGCCAACGUCCCUUUGAUAGUUGAUGCCGAGGAUACAAUCGUCCAACCGGCAAUCGAUUACAUGACUUACAGUUGCGCUGCUGCUGCUGCUGCUUCUUCCAGCAACGAAAAGGGUGGUCGGUUUCCCAUCCUCCUCUUCAAUACCAUCCAAACGUACCUCAAGGACUCGAGAGAGAGGCUGGUUCUUGCUCAAGCCGCCGCGGAGAAGAUGGGGGUACCCAUGGGGUUUAAGCUGGUUAGAGGGGCCUACAUGUCGAGUGAAGGGCAACUGACUUCUCGCCUUGGAGCCGAGUCCCCGAUUCACAACUCGAUCGACCAGACUCACGCGUGCUUCAACGACUGCACUUCUUUCAUGCUCGAGAAGAUAGCCGGAGGCGGCGGCGGUGGCGCAGUGGUUAUCGCGAGCCAUAAUCUUGAAUCGGGGAUGAGAGCAGCGAGGAAAGCAACGGAAUUGGGAAUUGAGAGAGAAGACAAAAGGGUUCAAUUUGCUCAGCUGUAUGGGAUGGCGGAUGGACUUUCGUUUAGUCUGAGGAAUGCAGGAUUCCAGGUGUCUAAAUACAUGCCAUUUGGGCCGGUGGAUCUGAUCAUGCCGUAUCUUCUCCGCCGAGCCGAAGAGAACAGAGGCCUCCUCUCCACCUCAUCCUUUGACCGUCACCUAAUCAGGAAGGAAUUGAAGAGAAGACUUACUUCUUCUCUCUUCUUCUGAUCCCCAAUUAUAUAUAAAUAUCUUUAAUCUUU